AAUUUCAUAUAGGCCUACAGUUUACACCUUCCCCAUUAUUUGUCAAACUUAUAUAACUUGCCCCUCCUUUUAGUAACUUUUACUGAGUUUUCCCUCAUUUCGUCCACUCCAAGUACACUACACUCUACAGGCUUUUGAAGCACUGAUGGCUUGGGGACCUAUCAUUUUCGGUGUGGUCCAUCCACACAUUGGUGGUAUCUUGGGAGGUAUUGUUACAAGGAAGGAGAUAGAGUCAUGGUAUAGUUGCAUCAAGAAGCCAUGGUUUACUCCUCCAAACUGGGUAUUCGGGCCUGUGUGGACAUCCUUGUACACAGGAAUGGGUUAUGCCUCCUACCUGACCUGGAAGGACGGUGGUGGCUUUGGUGGUGAAGCCAAAACUGCUCUCGCACUGUAUGGCUCUCAGCUUAUGCUUAACUGGAUGUGGUCACCUGUCUUUUUUGGAAAGCAUAAAAUAAGGCUUGGUGCUGUCAUCCUCUGGGCAACAUGGGGAACUGCUGCAGCCACAGGUUACAAGAUGUAUGCUAUCAACCCAACUGCUGGCUAUCUCAUGAUUCCAUACAUGGUCUGGCUGACCCUUGCUGGGGCAAUCAACACAUGGGUUGCAAUGAACAACUCAGUUGAAAUGGAAGAAUAGCUUCUUUAGCCAAAUAGAUUAGUAAGGACCUAUCUACCGGACUCUAUAUUUAUAAAACAUUACUGUUUGAAUUUUGUUAUCUUGUGGUUUUUAGUUGACCGACCCUUAUCGCAAUGGCACUGUGUUUGCCUGUUCGAGUCUAGCUGUUGAUUUGGAAUCCAAUAAACCCAUUUGGAUUAAAUUAAAUUACCAUAUUUUAUGGUGCCCUAUACAGGUAAAACGAGCUCUAAGGCACUUUACAUUGGUAAAACACUGGUGUAAAACAUAAGAAAUUUAAAACAAUGGUAAUAAAGGAAAAUAUAAAAAAAACUAGAGCACUUUACAUUAGUAAAACAUUGGUGUAAAACAUAAGAAGUUUAAAACAAUAGUAAUGAAGAGAAAUAUAAAAACUAAGACUUUACCCAUUUAAAAAAUAUUUGGAAAAUAAAUGAGUUUUGAUGGCCCGCUUAAAGUCACUGACUGCCUCUAAGGUUCGUAUUUGCUCAGGGAGACCAUUGAACAGUACGGGACCAGCAACAGCAAAAGAUCGGUCACCCAGCUUUUUAGUCUUAGAGGGCACAGAGAGGGUUAGACUCGACGCUGAUCGAAGUGAUCUCGAUUGGACUCUUGAGGUACCCGGUCAUCAGGAUUAAUGUAUAACCAAUGAACAACACCUGUACUUUAAACUGACUGCUUUUCACACCUCAUUAUUUUGAUCUUCCAUUUCGAGAAAGGGACAGAAGAAAAUUACAUUUUCCUAAUUUUUAUUUAUUUAUCUAAAAAGAACUACCCUGAAGGCAAGGAAGGACAGCCCACUACAAGAUAACUUAAGCUGGCACACUUCAUCAUUUUGGCAAAUAUCAAUUUGUGUAUAUAAAUAUUGACCUGUGAAUGACUUGGGCCUAUAUCAGUAAUCUAUUUAAGUUUUCAUAUUAUUGUCAUUGUAUAUGCACUGCAACUGUCCCAUGGUAUCAUUUUAUGGUGCCACAAUCGGGUAAUCAAGUUUAGAGGGCUUUGACUAUUGCAUCAUCAAAUGGUGUAUUUUUCUUCUUCUCCAGAGUUGUGAUUUAUACUGAAAAAAGUGCUCUUCCAUUGAGAGAUUGUAAACGUUAAUAAAAUUUACUCUUUAUAAUUUAA
Messenger RNA from Lineus longissimus, 1750 nucleotides. RefSeq names its product translocator protein-like. Bases 146 to 634 code for a protein of 162 amino acids. The transcript is spliced from 4 exons. The record is from RefSeq and is a predicted model, not a curated record. NCBI's taxonomy places the organism in Eukaryota, Metazoa, Nemertea, Pilidiophora, Heteronemertea, Lineidae. Gene Ontology annotation, cellular component: mitochondrial outer membrane.